UGCAAGCCUGAGCUCUCCAUCUGCUUUGGCAGAGUGGGAUCUUUGGACCCAGACCCUUCCCAUUCACAGAGAGAAGGGGAAGACCGCUGCCUGCCUGAGAAUCUGUAGAAGCUCAGGAAAAAUAUGAGCUGGCCCUAUUCCUGCAUCUCCUUUUGCUGGAUUUACUUUGCUGUCUCCAGACUGAGAGCUGUAGAAGCAGCAGAUGGAAAAUAUGCUAAGAAGUUGUUUAAUGACCUUUUUGAAGAUUAUUCCAAUGCUCUUCGUCCAGUAGAAGAUACAGAUAAAGUCCUGAAUGUCACCCUGCAAAUUACACUUUCUCAGAUUAAGGACAUGGAUGAAAGAAACCAGAUUCUGACUGCCUAUUUAUGGAUCCGCCAAAUCUGGCAUGAUGCGUAUCUCACAUGGGAUCGAGACCAGUAUGAUGGACUGGACUCCAUCAGGAUCCCCAGUGACCUGGUAUGGAGGCCUGAUAUUGUCCUAUAUAAUAAGGCUGAUGAUGAAUCUUCUGAGCCUGUGAACACCAAUGUGGUCCUGCGCUAUGAUGGGCUGAUCACCUGGGAUGCACCAGCCAUCACCAAAAGCUCCUGUGUGGUGGAUGUCACCUAUUUCCCUUUUGAUAACCAGCAGUGCAACCUGACCUUUGGUUCCUGGACCUACAAUGGCAACCAGGUGGACAUAGUCAAUGCCCUAGACAGUGGCGACCUCUCCGACUUCAUCGAAGAUGUGGAGUGGGAGGUCCAUGGCAUGCCCGCUGUGAAGAACGUGAUCUCCUACGGUUGCUGUUCUGAGCCUUACCCAGAUGUGACAUUCACUCUCCUUCUGAAGAGGAGGUCCUCCUUCUAUAUCGUCAACCUCCUCAUCCCAUGCGUCCUCAUCUCUUUUCUGGCCCCCUUGAGUUUUUAUCUCCCAGCAGCAUCUGGGGAAAAGGUCUCCUUGGGAGUGACCAUCCUGUUGGCCAUGACUGUAUUUCAGCUCAUGGUGGCAGAGAUCAUGCCGGCCUCAGAAAAUGUCCCACUGAUAGGCAAAUACUACAUAGCCACAAUGGCCUUGAUCACAGCCUCCACCGCCUUGACCAUUAUGGUGAUGAACAUCCACUUUUGUGGGGCUGAGGCCCGGCCGGUGCCACACUGGGCCAGGGUCGUCAUCCUGAAAUACAUGUCCAGGGUCUUGUGUGUCUAUGAUGUGGGUGAGAGCUGCCUUAGCCCCCGCCACGACAGGCAGCAAACCCACCUCACAAAGGCUUAUGGCAAACUUCCAGAGCCAAAUCUGCAAACAGACAGAAACAAAGGCCUUCCCAGAAGGAAGGAAAUAAACAAACUGGUGAAGAAUGACUUGGGGUGCCAUGGUGAGAACCCACAAGAUGCUGACAGUUACUGUGCACAGUACAAGGGGCUGACGAGGAAUAUCGAGUACAUUGCCAAGUGCCUCAAAGACCACAAGGCCACCAAUUCCAAGGGGAGCGAGUGGAAGAAGGUUGCAAAGGUCAUAGACCGAUUCUUCAUGUGGGUUUUUUUCAUUAUGGUGUUCGUGAUAACUGUUUUGAUCAUCGCAAGAGCAGAUUAGUGGGCAUUUGGUGUGUAGAGACAAAUCAGUAAAAUUCCCUGUGAUCUACUUUAAUAUUUUUCCAAG
Molecule: messenger RNA, 1629 nt
Organism: Leptonychotes weddellii (Weddell seal)
Lineage: Eukaryota; Metazoa; Chordata; Mammalia; Carnivora; Phocidae
Gene: CHRNA9
Product: cholinergic receptor nicotinic alpha 9 subunit
Biological process (GO): monoatomic ion transmembrane transport
Cellular component (GO): postsynaptic membrane
Molecular function (GO): acetylcholine-gated monoatomic cation-selective channel activity; transmembrane signaling receptor activity
Source: RefSeq, a predicted model, not a curated record